UUCUAAAAACUUGACACUUCCGCUUCGAGACCACGGCUAGCUGAACUGUUCUGAUUCCAGGGUUGUAUACGAGCUAAAGAUGAACACGGUUCUGUCUAGAGCGAACUCUUUGUUCGCCUUCUCCUUGAGCGUUAUGGCGGCGCUGACGUUCGGUUGCUUUAUCACCACGGCCUUCAAAGAUAGACGAGUUCCGGUGGACAUCCACGUCUCCAAAGUCAUGCUGAAGAACGUCGAUGACUUCACAGGACCCAGAGAGCGCAGUGAUCUCGGUUUCAUCACGUUCGAUCUCUCAGCUAAUUUGCAGCCAAUCUUUGACUGGAAUGUCAAACAGCUGUUUCUCUAUCUGUCUGCAGAGUAUACAACAAGGAACAAUGCUCUAAAUCAGGUGGUACUGUGGGACAAGAUUGUCCUUCGUGGAGAAAACCCCAAACUGUACCUGAGAGACAUGAAGUCCAAAUACUUUUUCUUUGACGACGGUAAUGGACUCAGGGCAAACAAGAACAUUACUCUCACACUUUCGUGGAACGUUGUUCCCAAUGCUGGACUCCUCCCCCUUGUGGCCGGAAGCGGACACAUGAGUGUACCGUUCCCAGAAACGUAUGAGAUGACCAAGAGUUAUUAGAGUGAAACCAACAAAUGCACAAGCAGCCAGUUUGACAUGCGUGCGAACACAAUACACUGGUUUCUCUUUGGAUGUGUGAAUUUUUUUAUUUUAAUUUGUAAUAAAACUUAAGAAUUGGAGUAUCUGUGUCUGUUUUUGAUAAUAAACGGUUGGUACAAGAA
Molecule: messenger RNA, 783 nt
Organism: Cynoglossus semilaevis (tongue sole)
Lineage: Eukaryota; Metazoa; Chordata; Actinopteri; Pleuronectiformes; Cynoglossidae
Gene: spcs3
Product: signal peptidase complex subunit 3
Exons: 5
Coding region: 80-622 (180 amino acids)
Biological process (GO): protein targeting to ER
Cellular component (GO): signal peptidase complex; membrane
Source: RefSeq, a predicted model, not a curated record